Vicia faba (fava bean) is the source of this 2100-nucleotide messenger RNA. The record is from the annotation of a GenBank genome assembly. Lineage: Eukaryota; Viridiplantae; Streptophyta; Magnoliopsida; Fabales; Fabaceae.
AUGACACCGGUUAAUGGUACCACAAUUGCAAUACAGAGUCCAAGUUCACAUGACCUGCAAAUUUAUGGGAUUGUUGUGACUAUUGUGUUAUGCUUUAUUGUAUUUGGAGGAGUGAAGAUGAUAAAUCGGGUUGCACCUGCAUUUCUUAUACCUGUUUUAUUCUCACUCGUCUGCAUAUAUUUGGGAAUUCUGUUGGCAAAGGAGGAUCAUCCCACAGAGGGAAUUACUGGGUUGAGUUUGAAGACUAUUAAAGAAAAUUGGAGCUCAGAUUAUCAAAAGACUAAUGAUGCUGGAAUUCCAGAUCCCAAUGGUUCUGUAACCUGGAAUUUCAAUUCUUUGGUGGGCCUUUUUUUCCCAGCAGUGACAGGAAUAAUGGCAGGUUCUAACCGAUCAUCUUCUCUGAGAGAUACUCAACGAUCUAUUCCUGUGGGAACUUUAUCUGCAACUCUUGUAACUUCUAUUAUGUAUCUUAUUUCUGUGAUAAUGUUUGGCGCCAUUGCCACCAGAGAGAAGCUUUUAACUGACAGGUUGCUUUCAGCUACAGUUGCCUGGCCUUUUCCUUCAUUAAUUAAAAUUGGGAUUAUUCUUUCAACCAUGGGUGCUGCUCUUCAGAGCCUGACCGGCGCCCCACGUCUGCUUGCAGCUAUAGCCAAUGAUGAUAUUUUACCUAUUCUAAACUACUUUAAAGUCGCAGAUGGUAGCGAGCCACAUGUUGCUACCCUUUUUACUGCUUUCCUAUGUAUUGGGUGUGUCAUCAUUGGGAAUCUGGAUCUUAUCACUCCAACUGUGACCAUGUUUUUCCUUUUGUGUUAUUCUGGUGUCAACUUGUCCUGCUUCCUUCUCGAUUUACUAGAUGCUCCUAGUUGGCGUCCUCGGUGGAAAUUUCAUCAUUGGAGUUUGUCACUUCUAGGAGCAUUACUUUGUGUAGUGAUCAUGUUCCUAAUCUCUUGGUCAUUCACUGUGGUUUCUUUGGCCCUUGCAAGUCUUAUAUAUAAGUACGUGAGCAUCAAAGGAAAAGCUGGGGACUGGGGAGACGGUUUCAAAAGCGCUUAUUUCCAACUUGCACUUCGUAGCCUUCGGUCGCUAGGAGCAAAUCAAGUGCACCCAAAGAAUUGGUAUCCAAUUCCGCUAGUGUUUUGUCGGCCCUGGGGAAAGCUGCCCGAAAAUGUUCCCUGUCAUCCCAAACUUGCCGACUUCGCUAACUGUAUGAAGAAGAAAGGUCGAGGAAUGACUAUAUUUGUCUCCAUACUAGACGGGGAUUACCAUGAAUGCGCUGAAGAUGCCAAGACAGCUUGUAAACAACUUAGUACCUACAUUGAGUACAAGAAUUGUGAAGGUGUGGCCGAGAUUGUUGUAGCUCCUAACAUGUCUGUAGGUUUUCGUGGCAUUGUUCAGACAAUGGGCCUUGGCAACCUCAAACCGAACAUCGUGGUGAUGCGUUAUCCAGAAAUCUGGCGCCGGGAGAACUUAACAGAUAUCCCUGCCACCUUUGUUGGUAUAAUUAAUGACUGCAUUGUUGCAAACAAAGCAGUAGUUAUAGUGAAGGGUCUUGAUGAAUGGCCAAACGUGUACCAGAAGCAAUACGGUACAAUUGACUUGUAUUGGAUUGUUUUCUGUAUUGCAGAAGAGGAUGCAGAUGCAGAGGGGCUGAAAGCUGAUGUUAAAAAAUUCCUUUACGAUCUUCGGAUGCAUGCAGAAGUCUUUGUCAUAACAAUGAAAUGGGAUGUACAGGUGGAUAGUGGGUCUCCACAAGAUGAAUCAUUAGACGCAUUUACCAGUGCUAAUCAAAGAAUUGUUGAUUAUUUAACCGAAAUGAAGGCAAGAGCAGAGAGAGAAGGUACCUCUCUAAUGGCAGAUGGCAAGCCCGUGGUUGUGAACGAGAAGCAAGUCGAGAAGUUCUUAUACACAACACUUAAGCUCAAUUCCAUAAUUUUGAGAUACUCAAGAAUGGCUGCUGUUGUGUUAGUAAGUCUUCCUCCUCCACCAUUGAGCCACCCAGCAUAUUUCUAUAUGGAGUAUAUGGAUCUGUUGCUGGAGAAUAUACCAAGGAUUUUGAUUGUGAGAGGAUAUCGUAGAGAUGUUGUAACUCUAUUCACAUAG